Molecule: messenger RNA, 2847 nt
Organism: Argentina anserina (silverweed cinquefoil)
Lineage: Eukaryota; Viridiplantae; Streptophyta; Magnoliopsida; Rosales; Rosaceae
Product: subtilisin-like protease SBT5.4
Exons: 11
Coding region: 366-2687 (773 amino acids)
Biological process (GO): proteolysis
Molecular function (GO): serine-type endopeptidase activity
Source: RefSeq, a predicted model, not a curated record
CUUGAUAAACACUGAUUCAUCUUCGCAUUGAAUAGCACUGAUUUCUCCUUUGUAUUCAUGUUGAUAGCUAUAGCAUGACAAUACAUAAAACUGUAGCUGCAUAUCAGGAUUUGUAACAGUAGCUGCAAUCCUUUACUUAAAUUACUGAUCUUUAGGCGCACUUAGCUUGUAUAUAUGAUUAAAAGUAGUUGAAUAUCAUGAUUAUAACAGUAGCUAUCAGAAUAAUAACAGUAGCUGCAAUCAUUUACUAUGAUUGCUGAACAUUAGGAUUCGCAGGUUGUAUAUAUGAUGAACUGUAUCAAUGAGAUAUACACAUCAAACACUUGCCUCAAUUCUUCUUCCAGGCUAACCAAAGCUUCACAGCAAUGGAGCUUUCAUCUUUUUCUCCCGUAGUAUUAUUAUCAGCACUCUUGGUUUCUCUAUUGCAGACACCUACCCUUUCCAUAGAAAAACCAUAUAUUGUGUAUUUGGGAGCACAUUCUCAUGGUUCAAACCCAUCAUUCACUGAUCUCGACUUCAUCAGAAAUUCUCACUGUGAUUUUUUGGGGUCAUUCUUGAGAAGCAAUAAAAGUGCCAAAGAUGCAAUUUUCUACUCCUACACCAGACACAUUAAUGGUUUUGCUGCAAUUCUUGAAGAGGAAGAAGCUGCUCAGAUUGCUGAAGAUCCAAAUGUGAUAUCAGUUUUCCUAAACAAGGGAAGAAAGGUGCAAACUACCCGGUCAUGGAACUUUCUUGGAUUAGAGACAAAUGGACUAAUUCCUUCCGACUCCAUUUGGAAGAAAGCAAGAUUUGGUGAAGAUACAAUAAUUGCAAACAUCGAUACUGGUGUUUGGCCAGAAUCAAAAAGCUUCAGUGAUGAAGGAUUGGGACCUAUCCCUUCCAAGUGGCGUGGAAUUUGUCAAAAAGACACAAUGCAAGUUCAUUGCAACAGAAAGCUGAUUGGAACUAGGUACUUUAAUAAUGGUAUUGCCAUGUAUGCCGGUCCUCUCAACUCGUCCUAUUACACUGUUCGGGACUACGAUGGUCAUGGAUCACAUACCCUAUCCACGGCUGCGGGUGGCUUUGUUCCAGGAGUCAGUGUUUUUGGCAAUGGCAAUGGAACCACCAAGGGUGGCUCUCCUCAAUCCCGUGUUGCUGCAUAUAAGGUAUGCUGGCCACCAGUUGAAGGUAAUGGAUGCUUCGAGGCAGACAUCUUAGCUGCCUUUGAUGCUGCCAUAAGUGAUGGUGUCGAUGUAAUCUCUGUGUCUCUUGGUGGAGGAACAGAGGAGUUCUUCAACGAUGGAAUUGCAAUAGGGUCGUUCCAUGCAAUUAAAAAAGGCAUUGUUGUGGUUACUGCAGCUGGAAACGCUGGACCGGAUCCAGGUACAGUGUUACACUUGUCGCCAUGGUUAUUAACAGUCGGUGCAAGCACAAUUGAUCGAGAGUUCACAAGCUAUGUUACUCUCGGAAACAAAAAGCAAUUGAAGGGAGCAAGCCUUUCAUCUAAAGGAUUACCAUCACACAUGUUUUACCCGUUGAUCAGUGCUGCAGAUGCGAGAGACGCUGAUGCAUCCACUAGAGAAGCAGAACUUUGCAAUGAUGGAGCCCUUGAUCCUAGGAAAGUACAAGGAAAGAUUUUGGUUUGCCUUCAAGAGUACGAUGAACAUGAAAGAACUGCAAAGAGCCAGCAGGCUUAUGUUGCAGGUGCUGUAGGAAUGAUCUUGGUUAAUGAUGAGAAAAGUGGAAACGAUGUUGUGGCUGAUCCUCAUGUGCUCCCUGUUUCACAUCUCAACUACACUGACGGCAAACAUGUCUUGGAUUACAUUAAAUAUACCAAAACUCCUGUGGCUUACCUCACUCCAGUAAAGACUGAAUUGGGAACAAAGCCAGCUCCUCUUGUAGCUCCGUUUUCAUCAAGGGGACCUAAUCUUUUGGAGCAGGCAAUCUUAAAGCCUGAUAUCAUUGCACCUGGGGUGAGCAUAAUUGCUGCUUAUACUGAAGCAACAGGGCCAACUUAUCAGUUAUCUGAUACUCGCCGGGUUCCUUUUAAUGUUCAAUCCGGCACUUCAAUGGCGUGCCCUCAUGUAUCAGGAGUAGUAGGGCUUCUGAGGACACUCCAUCCGGAUUGGAGUCCAGCAGCUAUUAAAUCUGCCAUCAUGACAACUGCUACAACACACGAUAACAGCAAUGAAAUGAUGUUUGACUCGUCUUAUCUCAAGGCAACACCAUUUGAUUAUGGUGCGGGACACAUUCAACCGAACAACGCAACGGACCCGGGACUAAUCUAUAACCUAACAACAAUUGAUUACUUGAAUUUCUUAUGUGCUCGGGGAUACAACGCAACGAUGAUCAAAUUGUUCUCUGGUUCACCUUUCAGAUGUCCCAAGUCUUUCAGACUAGGAGACUUCAACUACCCAGCAAUUACAGUUCCUAAUCUCGGUGAACAGUUAGUGACUGUUGCUAGAAGAGAGGUCACAAAUGUAGGAUUACCAGGCACAUACGAAGUGUGGGCCAAGGCACCACCAGGAGUAGAGGUUUCGAUUACACCUAAAAGCAUGAAAUUUGAGAGUGUCGGUGAAGUGAAAAAGUUCGAAGUUAUAUUCAAGCCCAAGGUUCAGGGUGAGCCUCGAGGGUAUGCAUUUGGAGAGUUGCUGUGGUCAGAUGGUAAGCACAAUGUAAAGAGUCCUCUUGCAGUGAAGCACUACUAGAAACUAAAAUGUGGCUGUCUUUGAAUUCAGCCCUGCAUUUACUGUCAAUUCAAUUUAUACUUGAAUAUGACUAUUUUUGACACUACUGUACGUAUAAUGAAUAUAACUGUAGCUAGGCUGAAAGAUUGAAUGUUCACAUUUAACAAUUCUAGUGCAUGCG